UGACCCACCCAGCGUCGCAGCCAUCAAACCCAACCCAACCAACCAAGCAAGCAAGCAAGCAAAUUCCCCAUCCCCGAACCACCAGCGCCGCCGUCUCCGGCUCUCCGCCGCCACCGUCCGGCCACCCCGCGCGCGCCUCCCGGGAGCACAAACCCAAGCCCCGUCCCGCCGUGGAUCGCCGUGUGGGGAGGGGCGUACCGGCCGGGCCCCGACGGGCCAGAUGGUCUCCGGCGCCGGCGGGGGCGAGUAGCGCGGUUGGUGGCGACGAACGGAUCGGCGGCGCUGUGAGGCGGCGGCGGGGGCGGGGGCCACCAUGUCUGCGGUAGUGUGCGGCAAGAGGUCCUCCUCCAUCUUCGGCGACGAGCUUAUACCUUCCUCUUCCUCCCCUCCGUCCCCUCCCCAUCACCAUCACCCCUCCAAGCGGGCCCGCUGCUCCUCGGCUCGCCGGAGGGAGGCGCUGCUCCACCACCUCCUCCCCCUCUUCCCGGACAUGGAUCCCCAGUUGCUUGAAAGAGCUCUUGAGGCAUCUGGAGAUGAUCUAGAUUCUGCAAUAAAAAGUUUGACUGAACUGCGUUUGGAGUCAGCUGAGGCUAUCCUAUCCGCUACUGUUGGUGAAUCCGAGAAUGGUCUAUCGGCAGCUCUUAAGUUGUCGGCUGAAGGCACUGUUAGUAAUGGCCAUUUGGGUGUAGUUACUGAGCAGCCCCCUGCAACUGAUAAUGAUCAGACAAAUAAUCAGAGCUCCGAAUGGGUUGAGCUAUUUGUUGGAGAGAUGAUGAGCUCCUCCGACAUAGAUGAUGCACGAGCUCGUGCCUCUAGGGCUUUGGAGGCAUUUGAAAAAUCCAUCAUGGAUCGAGUAGGGGCUGAAGCAGUGCAUAAUUUACACAGGGAAAAUGCGAUGCUGAAGGAGCAACUGUCAAUAAUACUGCGCGAGAAUGCUGUUCUGAAGCGGGGUGUUGCGAUACAACAUGAGCGCCAAAAGGAGUUUGAUGUGAGGACUCAGGAGGCUGACAGCCUGAAACAGUUGGUAUUGCAGUAUCAGGAGCAGCUAAAAACUCUUGAGAUAAAUAACUAUGCACUUAGAGUGCAUCUGAAGCAAGCUCAGCAGAACAAUUCUAUGCCUGGACGUUUCCCCCCUGAUGUCUUCUAAGAAAUGUGGUGGCCAUGUACCUCUCAUACUAAACAGCAUGAUAUAUUUGAAGUGAGGGAGAGGGAUUCACGUGUUGCUACUGUGAUAUAAUAGUAACUCGGGACCUUUAGGUCGAGAGCUGAAAUGUUGCAUAUACCAUCAUACCACCAAUCAUCUGGCUUAUGCAGCGAGAAAGCACCAACAUCAAGGUCCUGAGAUCCUAUGUGGUUUGAAGUGGAGAUGAAAGGGCAUUUUAGGGUUGGCGGUGCACCUGGUGCUUACUGCCUGCUUGUAACAUUAUGUUUUGCUGGGUUUGGAAUUGUAAGAACAGAUGCUCCUACAUUGUAAUAUGGAAUACAUAAGAAUCAAGUGAUGUAUUUAUAAUAUUGAUAGAGAGAAGAAUGCUCUGUCAGUCGGAAGAAUCAA
Panicum hallii is the source of this 1552-nucleotide messenger RNA. RefSeq lists its product as uncharacterized. Lineage: Eukaryota; Viridiplantae; Streptophyta; Magnoliopsida; Poales; Poaceae. Gene Ontology annotation, molecular function: ubiquitin binding. The coding region runs from base 314 to 1147 and encodes 277 amino acids. The transcript is spliced from 5 exons. The record is from RefSeq and is a predicted model, not a curated record.